Sinocyclocheilus grahami is the source of this 1798-nucleotide messenger RNA. Its product is annotated as kinesin light chain 1-like. The coding region runs from base 179 to 1798 and encodes 539 amino acids. Gene Ontology annotation, biological process: microtubule-based movement. Gene Ontology annotation, molecular function: kinesin binding. NCBI's taxonomy places the organism in Eukaryota, Metazoa, Chordata, Actinopteri, Cypriniformes, Cyprinidae. Gene Ontology annotation, cellular component: cytoplasm; kinesin complex. The transcript is spliced from 14 exons. The record is from RefSeq and is a predicted model, not a curated record.
GCAGUGGCCGGCAGGUGGCAGGCAGGUGGCCUGAGGUCGAGCUCCACACGGCGCAGUCGCGCUAAUGGUGUGUGAACUGACGGAUCAGGUAAGCGCUGUUAAGUCAGCCUGUCUGCGACGCCACAACAGGUGAAUGAAUGUCCGCGACCGAGGCUACUGCAGGGACUGAGUGUCAGACAUGUUGUCAGGGGAGGAAAUCUUAUGCAGCACCCAGCAGGUGAUCGCAGGGCUGGAGGCUCUACGUGGAGAGAACCGCACGCUGCUGGACAGCAUGCAGGAAACGCUCCAGAGCCAGACAUCCAGCGAGAGCGGCAGCCUGGAGCAGGAGAAGACCAACAUUAUUUUAGAGUCUCUGGAGAGGAUUGAACUGGGCCUAGGAGAGGCGCAAGUGAUGAUGGCACUGUCAGCACACCUGGGCUCCUUGGAGGCAGAGAAGCAGAAGUUGCGUGCUCAGGUGCGGAGGUUGUGCCAGGAGAACCAGUGGCUGAGGGACGAGCUGGCCCGAGCCCAGCAGCAGCUACAGGAGCGGGAACAGGAAGUGGUUACUUUAGAGGAGCAGAACAGACACCUGCAGUUCAUGAGCAGCAUCCGCAAGUACGACCACGAAGAACCGCCUAUGGAGGAUAAAGAUUCUAAUUCAGGGAAGGAGUCCCUUGAUGAUCUCUUUCCUAGUGAAGAAGAGGAGCAAUCACACAUGUCUCAGCCGCACAGUAGUGCCGCCGCUGCUGCCCAGCAGGGAGGAUAUGAGAUCCCUGCCCGACUCCGAACUCUCCACAACCUGGUGAUCCAGUACGCCUCUCAGGGCCGCUAUGAGGUGGCCGUGCCACUCUGCAAGCAAGCUCUGGAGGACCUGGAGAAAUCCUCGGGCCACAGCCACCCGGAUGUUGCUACCAUGCUCAAUAUUCUGGCUUUAGUGUACAGGGAUCAGAACAAAUACAAGGAAGCUGCCAAUCUUCUUAAUGAUGCAUUGGCCAUCCGUGAGAAGACACUAGGCAUGGACCAUCCAGCAGUGGCAGCUACUCUGAAUAAUCUGGCUGUGUUGUAUGGAAAAAGGGGGAAGUAUAAAGAGGCAGAGCCGCUGUGUAAAAGAGCUCUGGAGAUCAGAGAAAAGGUGCUUGGGACAGAUCACCCUGAUGUAGCCAAACAGCUGAAUAACUUAGCCCUCCUAUGCCAGAACCAGGGCAAAUACCAGGAGGUGGAGCAGUACUAUGAACGUGCGUUGCACAUUUACCAGAGCCAGCUGGGUCCAGACGAUGCCAACGUGGCCAAGACCAAGAAUAACCUGGCCUCCUGUUACCUCAAGCAGGGCAAGUAUAGACAAGCUGAGGCUCUUUAUAAAGAGAUUCUGACUCGUGCUCAUGAGAAGGAGUUUGGCUCAGUGGAGGGGGAUGGACAGCCAGUUUGGAUACAUACAGAGGAGGGAAGCUCAAGACAGGAUGGUCUGGGAAGUCUGAAGCGCAGUGGGUCGUUUACCAAGCUCCGGGAAUCCAUAAGACGAAGCAGCGAAAAACUUGUUCGGAAACUGAAAGGAGUUGGAACAGAGGAAACAGCUCCUCGAGCUGCUGGGAUGAAGAGAGCCAAUUCUCUAAAUGUGCUUAAUGUGGGUCUAAAAGAGAGUCAAGAGGCUGCUAUGAAGCCCAAGAGGCUGACAGACGCACGAGGUCUGAGUUCCAGCACACAGAGUUUAGCCCGCCGCGCGUCUCUAAGCGGUGAGACGGCUAACUUUCAGACAAGCCAUAUGACAUCAGGACUCUGGGGCAAUGCUGAGAUGUCAACCUCACAUCUGACUGGUCUGUAA